Molecule: messenger RNA, 3252 nt
Organism: Cuculus canorus (common cuckoo)
Lineage: Eukaryota; Metazoa; Chordata; Aves; Cuculiformes; Cuculidae
Gene: ARHGEF2
Product: Rho/Rac guanine nucleotide exchange factor 2
Exons: 25
Coding region: 376-3222 (948 amino acids)
Biological process (GO): positive regulation of neuron differentiation; actin filament organization; regulation of Rho protein signal transduction
Cellular component (GO): ruffle membrane; cytoskeleton
Molecular function (GO): microtubule binding; guanyl-nucleotide exchange factor activity
Source: RefSeq, a predicted model, not a curated record
GAAGAGUUGGAGUCCAGCGCGGAGCAGCUGGAGAGGCACCGGAGGGACCCCCGGAGAGCCCCCCUCGUCCACAGCAACGACGACCUGGAGUCCCUGCUCUCCGAGGACGAGGAGGACGAGGCCGAUGUGCGGCGGGCGCAGGAGGAUGCGCGGACGCUGCCGGCAACCCUGGCCAAGCCGAGCCCCGGCGCCUGUGCCCUCUCCACAUCGGCAUCGCUCGGCAUCAUCGACAGCUUCUCCGCCGCGGAGGAAAUCUCCCCGUUCGCCUCGCGGCGGUGUCUGCUCAAUGGCCCCGGCGCGGGGAGGGGCGCGCAGCUGGCGGCGGAGGCGGCCGAGGAGACCCCCCUGGGCAGGACCCUCAGCUUCAUCACGAGGAUGACGGGCAAGGCGAAGAGCAAGGAGAAGGAGAAGAUGAAGGAGGGGAAGGAGAAGGAUGCCCGCUACACCAACGGGCACCUCUUCACCACCAUCACCGUCUCCGGUAUGACCAUGUGCUUCGCCUGCAACAAGAGCAUCACGGCCAAGGAAGCGCUCAUCUGCCCCACCUGCAACGUCACCAUCCACAACCGCUGCAAGGACACGCUGCCCAAUUGCACCAAGGUGAAGCAGAAGCAACAGAAAGCGGCGCUGCUGAAGAACAGCUCGGCGCUGCAGUCGGUGUCGCUGCGCAAUAAAACUGCCAUCCGGGAGCGCCCCAACUCUGCCAUCUACCCCUCGGAGAGCUUCCGGCAGACGCUGCUGGGCCCACGCCGCGGCCGACCCUCCCUCUCCCUCUCCAAGAGCGUCUCCACCACCAACAUCGCGGGGACGUUCAACGAUGAAUCCCCGCUGGGGAUACGGCGGAUCCUGUCCCAGUCCACGGAUUCCCUCAACAUGCGCAACCGCACGCUGUCGGUGGAGUCGCUCAUCGACGAAGGCCCCGACGUCAUCCUCAACCAGCUGAUGAGCGACUUCGAGACGGACGGGAAGGGCUUCGAGGCGGAUUCGUGGAGUCUGGCUGUGGACAACAGCUACCUGAAGCAGCACAAGAUGGAUGUCAUGAAGCGGCAGGAUGUCAUCUACGAGCUGAUCCAGACCGAGAUCCACCACGUCCGCACGCUGAAGAUCAUGGCCAACAUGUUCCGCAAGGCCAUGCUGGAUGACCUGCAGGUGGACCCGGCCACGGUGCAGAAGAUCUUCCCCUGCGUGGAUGAGCUGAGCCAGAUCCACGAGCGGUUCCUGGCGCAGCUCCUCGAGCGCCGCCGGGAGUCCCUGGCCCACGACAGCAACAAGAACUUUGUCAUCAACCGCCUGGGGGACAUCCUCGUCAACCAGUUUUCGGGGGUCAGUGCAGAGCAGCUGAAGAAAGCCUACUCGGAGUUCUGCAGCAAGCACACCAAAGCCGUGAAGGAGUACAAGGAUCUGCUCGCCCGCGACAAGCGCUUCCAGCAGUUCAUCCGGAGGAUGACGCGCUCCCCACUUCUCCGACGUCACGGAGUGCCCGAGUGCAUCUUGUUGGUGACGCAGAGGAUCACCAAGUACCCGGUGCUCAUUGAACGCAUCCUGAAGAAUUCCAAAGACAACGAGGGCGACUCGGCGGACCUGUCGCGGGCGCUGAAGCUGGUGAAGGAUCUGAUCUCCUCCAUCAACGAGGAGGUGCACACGUGCGAGAUGAACGCGCGGCUCUGGGACGUUUACCGGCGUGUGGACGGCCGGGCCAAAGUGCAGCUGCCGUGGGAGAGCCGUGCCGGCGUCUUCGGCAAGGAUGAGCUCCUGCGGCGCAAGCUGGUGCACAGCGGCUGCAUGCUCUGGAAGACAGCGGCCGGGCGCUUCAAAGAUGUUCUGGUGCUGCUGAUGACGGACGUCCUCAUCUUCCUGCAAGAGAAGGACCAGAAAUACACCUUCCCCAUGCUGGACAAACCAGCCGUCAUCUCCCUGCAAAACCUCAUCGUGCGCGACAUCGCCAACCAGGAGAAGGGGAUGUUCCUGAUCAGCGCGGCGCCGCCGGAGAUGUACGAGGUCCACGCCGCCUCCCGCGACGACCGCAACAACUGGAUGAAGGUCAUCCAGCAGACGGUCAGCGUCUGCCCCAGCCGCCAGGACUUUCCCCUCAUCGAAACGGAGAUCGAAGCGUCUCUACGGAAACUGAAAGAUCGGAUCCUGCAGCACGACCGGAAGAUCUCGGCGCUGCUGGAGGAGAAGGUGGGGCUCUUUGCCGACAUGUUGGCGCUGGCGAGCGGCUGCGAGGAGCCCUCGCCCACCCUGGCCCCGCGCGCACUCUUCCACUCCGACUCGGCCGACGGCUCCCGGGGGGAGAAACUGAUGCACGACGCCAUCCGGGAAGUGGAAUGCCUGAAGGAGAUCUUCACGUGCGUUGGACGUGACCGGGACCAGAAUAACCAGCCGGAGGCCGAGAGCUGCCCCAGCCCCAGUGCCAGCAACGGCGACACCGGCAGCAUCAACGGCUCCGUGGAGUUCUGCAGGGCGGAUUCGGACGGGGGACAGAGAGACGGGAAUGGGAACCAGCUCCUGCAGAGGGUCCCGCAGGAGGAGAUCAACCAGCGCCUGGUGAACCUCUACUCGCUGCUGCAUGGGCUGCAGGCGGUGGUGAGCCAGCAGGACACUCUGCUGGAGCUGCAGCUGCAGGAGGGGGGGGAGAAGCCGCCGCCGCCGCCGCCCUCCGCGCGCCCCUCGGCCCCCGCGGCCCCCGGCGAGGCUGCGCUGGCGCUGCUGCAGCGGCAGCACGCGCUGGUGCAGGAGGAGCUGGGGCGCUGCCGGCAGCGCUGCCAGGAGCGCGCGCUCGACGCCGCGGCGCUGGAGGCGCGGCUGCGGGACAGCGAGCGGGAGCGCGCGCGGCUCCAACGGGACCUGGAGGAGGCGCGGAGGCAGCUGCGGGCGGGGGGGACCCCGGCCCGGGGGCGGCGGGGAGCCGGGGAGCCGCGGCGGAGGAGCCUGCCCGCGGGGGACGCGCUCUACCUCAGCUUCACCCCCCCACAGCAGCUGAGCCUCAGCCCCCCCCCCACCCCCUUCGCCCCCGGCCCCCGCGAGGACCUGGAUUUUGGGGGUGCAGACGCGGAGCGGCUGCGGGAAGGCGAGGACACCCUGGAUGCGCUCCUGGAGGAUGAGGACCUGGGCAGCGGCCGCUCGCCCCCCGCCAGCCCCCGAGAUUUCCCGAGGAUGCAGGAUAUUCCGGAGGAGGCGGAGAACAGCCAAGAGCGCGACGGGGGCUGCUCGGACAGUUAGGGACCCCCCCCCCCGGCACCCCAAACCCCC